This is a messenger RNA of Solea senegalensis (Senegalese sole), 2562 nucleotides long. RefSeq names its product nucleolar protein 10 (gene nol10). The record is from RefSeq and is a predicted model, not a curated record. Gene Ontology annotation, cellular component: small-subunit processome; 90S preribosome; nucleolus. Gene Ontology annotation, biological process: maturation of SSU-rRNA from tricistronic rRNA transcript (SSU-rRNA, 5.8S rRNA, LSU-rRNA). The coding region runs from base 99 to 2300 and encodes 733 amino acids. The transcript has 21 exons. Gene Ontology annotation, molecular function: protein binding. Lineage: Eukaryota; Metazoa; Chordata; Actinopteri; Pleuronectiformes; Soleidae.
CUUCCUGUUUUUGCAUCGCAGCAACAACGUGUUAAUGCAGUGCUCUAGUGUGUCGUUGUAAGUGUUAUGUGCGACCAGUGUCUAACUCACUUGCUACAAUGCAGAUAUCCAGUGUUAAUGAUGUAAAGAUUUAUAACUUAAGCCAUGGGAAGUCACUUCCAGAGUGGCUCUCGGAUCGGAAGAAAAGACAGCUACAAAAGAGUGAUGUUGACCUCCAGCGCAGGAUCGAGCUCAUCCAGGACUUUGAGAUGCCCACAGUGUGCACCUCAAUCAAAGUGUCCAGAGAUGGGCAGUUCAUCCUGGCAGCAGGAACUUACAAGCCCAGGAUUCGCUGUUAUGACACAUAUCAGCUGUCCCUGAAGUUUGAGCGCUGUCUGGAUUCAGAUGUCGUUGCAUUUGACAUCCUGUCUGAUGACUACUCAAAGCUGGUGUUUCUUCACUGUGACCGCUAUGUAGAGUUCCACUCACAACACGGACGGUACUACAAGACACGUAUUCCAAAGUUUGGAAGGGACUUCUCUUACCACUAUCCCUCCUGUGACAUCUUUUUUGUUGGUGCAAGCUCAGAGGUUUUCAGACUGAACCUGGAACAAGGACGUUUCCUCAACUCACUCCAGACUGAUGCUGUAGGGAACAAUGUGUGUGACAUUAACCCCGUCCAUCAUUUGUUUGCCACAGGCUCCUCAGAGGGAAGGGUGGAAUGCUGGGACCCUCGUGUCCGGAACAGAGUGGGCACACUGGACUGUGCCCUGAGCAGCCUCACUGAAGGAACAGAAGUUCAAAGUCUGCCGUCCAUCAGUGCACUGAAGUUUAAUGGCUCCCUCACAAUGGCAGUAGGAACCAGCACAGGACAGGUGCUCCUGUAUGACCUGCGCUCCAGCCAGCCCCUGCUGGUCAAAGACCAUUUCUACAACCUGCCAAUCAAGUCCCUCGACUUCCACAAUCAACUGGAUCUAGUUGUUUCUGCUGACUCCAAGAUUAUAAAAAUGUGGAACAAAAACAAUGGCAAGGUGUUCUCAUCCAUACAGCCUGAGGCCAACAUUAAUGACGUGUGCAUCUACCCUCAUUCAGGUAUGCUCUUCACUGCCAAUGAAGAUCCCAAGAUGAACACAUUCUACAUCCCGGCCCUGGGCCCUGCGCCUCGGUGGUGCUCCUUCCUUGACAACCUGACAGAGGAGCUGGAGGAGAGUCCAGAGAGCACAGUAUACGAUGACUAUAAGUUCGUCACCCGGAAAGACCUGGAAAAUCUUGGUUUGUCUCACCUGGUGGGAUCAUCUCUCCUGAGAGCUUACAUGCAUGGCUUUUUUAUGGACAUACGGCUUUAUCACAAGGUCAAAAGUAUGGUCAAUCCUUUUGCGUACGACGAGUAUCGCAAGGAUAAGAUCCGACAGAAGAUUGAGGAGUCAAGGACUCAGAGAGUGCAGGUCAAGAAACUGCCCAAGGUGAACAAGGAUCUGGCUCUGAAGCUGAUGGAUGAGGGUGAUGAUGAAGCAGAGUUGGCAUCCAGGAAAAAGAAGGGCAAGGCUCUCCCCAGCAUCCUGAGCGACGACCGCUUCAAGGUGAUGUUCGAAAACCCGGAUUACCAGGUGGACGAGCAGAGCGAGGAGUUCCGCCUGCUCAACCCCAUCGUCUCCAAGGUCGGGCAGAAGAGGAAGAAGAAGCUGCGUCUGCUGGCUCAGCAGGCUGCAGCAUCCCAGCAGGCGGCUGAGGAUGAGGACGAGCCCGAGGGUCGAGCCAGCUCUGAGGAGGAGAGCUCAGACGACGACAAGAGCUGGGUAGAUGAGGUCCGGGAGCAGCGGCGGUUGCUGCGGGAGGAGGGCCGAGACCGCCGGCGGCAGGAGAGGAAGCAAGCUGACCGCAACACAAUCCUGCUGGAGACGGAGCAGAACGGAGGAGAGCAGACCUCAAACAUGGCCAAGAGCAAGAAGACGAGUCGGCCUCAGUUUUAUCAAAUCAAAGCAGGGGAGGAGUUCAGAAGUUUUAAUGACAUGGCACGCAAGCAGAAACUACAGAAAGCAUCUCUGGAGGACCGUCUGAAGCUGGAGGAAAAUUCUGAAACCAAUAUUGUGGCCGACACUGCAGUGGGCAGCAAACAGCUAACUUUCACUCUCAAAAAGUCGGAGCAACAGAGGAAGCAGCAGCAGGCAGAGCAUGAGCACCACGAGGAGAGGAAGAAGCUGCGGCGCUCAGCAGGACACCUGAGCAGCGCCCGGGGAAGAGGCUGGAGCGGCGGAAGAGGAAGAGGAGGAGGCGGAAGAGGAGGAGGCGGAAGAGGAAGAGGAGGAAGAGGCCGAUACUGAAGAGAGCAGCCUGGAAAAAUGAACAGGCAUUGCUUAUAAAUGUCUUUUGAGAUGUUGGAGAUGUGUCCUUUUAAGGGUUAGCGGACACAAACUGACAGUGAGGAAAUGGAGGACUUGAUCAUGAUCAAGUUUCUUACUAUUGCUCCUCAGUGGAGUUUAUUGUUUUAAAGAUUUGGAGAAAACAAUUGUGUGUAUGUAAAAUAAUCCUUUUCCUAUUAUUGUAUAUUGUUAAGCCAACAUUGGAUUAACAUUGGUUACAACA